CGACAGCUGCACAAAUCGACCACCAUCAUGAUAAGUCGUACUCCGUGGUUAGAAGCGCUACGCUCCUCUUUCCAUCGCCAACUCUCCGCUGAGGAAUAGUAUAUCUUUAAUCUCUCCGACACUGGCACAGAGGUCCCGCUUCUGUGCAUCUAAGAAGACGAUGUCUUCUUGAUGGGCGGUCCGACAAAGCCACAGGGACUUUCAAUGAUCUUCUGGACGCUCAGUUGUUCGCUACUUGGGCGAACAAUCACUAAUUUUCGCAGUCAUGAGAUUGAUUUUAUUUGGUCAUGGAGGUCCUAUAUUACUUCCAGCGGUCCGUGUCCAAGGCCACUUCAUUUAUAAUGAGAAGAGCAACUAGCCUGGUAGGGGUGCUCGCAACAUGCGUCCGUCUGGCACAUCCUUUAAGCUUGUCGUGCUUUCUGCUCUCCCGGCUAUAUCGACUUUGGUUGCUCCUAAUGCUCUUGAUCUGACGAUCACAACGAACCUCGUACAUGAGAUUCCAUCAACACUGUAUGGAUACAUGUGGGAAGAUAUAAACCACAGUGGGGACGGUGGUCUGUACGGUGAACUGCUGCAGAAUAGGGCACUUCAAGGCGUUAUCCCCGGCACCCAAAACGCGUUAAACGCAUGGCAGCCAUACAAUGGUGCACGUUUGUCGGUCACUUCACAAACCGAUGGCGUAUCUUCUUCGCUACCGAACAGCUUGCAAGUCCAAAUACCCAAGGUUGUUUUCGGAGAUAUUGGGUUCGAAAAUUCUGGUUAUUGGGGCAUCAAGGUUCAGGCUGGAUGGAUUUACAAAGGAUCUUUCUAUGUGAAGUCGGGCAAUUUCACUGGUCCUCUAACAGUGUCUCUGAAGUCAGCCCAAGGGACAAUAUAUGCGUCAAAAACAUUAGACGGAGUAUCCUUGGAAUGGCAGAAACUUACCUUUGAAUUACAGCCUGCUGUCUCCGCCCCGAGUGAUGACAACGUAUUCAGUGUUGUCCUCGAUGGAAGCAAAGCUGCGGGCCAAACGAUAUUCUUUGGUUUGUUCUCGUUGUUUCCGCCGACUUUUAGAGGGCGUGAAAAUGGUAUGCGAAUUGACUUGGCGGAAGCCAUAGCUGCCACUCAUCCCUCCGUUUGGAGGUUUCCGGGGGGUAACAAUCUAGAGGGAGCCAGUUUCGAUUCGCGUUGGAAAUGGAACGAGACAUUAGGACCUCUUGAGGAACGCCCUGGUCGCAUUGGUGAUUGGGGUUAUCCUAAUACGGAUGGACUGGGUCUUCUGGAGUACUUGAACUGGGUGGAAGACCUUGGGGCAGAGCCCAUCCUCGGUAUUUGGAGCGGGAUCUCAAUAUCUAAUUAUUCUGAUCUUGCAACAUGGCCGAUCGUACCUGAAGAUGACCUUCAACCAUUCAUAGACGAUGCUUUGAAUGAGAUUGAUUUCAUUGUUGGCGAUGCGAGGACAAGUGUAUGGGGGCAUUUGCGUGCUAGUCUAGGGAGGACGGAGCCUUAUCAGCUCCGAUUGAUUGAAGUAGGUAACGAGGACCAGUUCCAACCAGAAUCUUAUGCUGGAUACCGCUGGAAUUCGUUUGUGUCCGCUAUCGAGAACCGAUUUCCCGGACAAUUUGAAUUCAUUGCGACCACUUACCCGUCUACAGCACUCAAUCCGGCAUAUCUCAAGAUUGAUUUCCACGAAUAUGCCGACCCGAGCUGGUUCACAACCCAUGCGUUUAUGUUUGAUGACUAUCCGCGUAACGGCACCAAAUUUUUCAUUGGAGAAUACGCCGUUACGUCGACAAAUAGUACCGACCUCCUGGGCGCUAUCUCCGAUGGUCGCUUGCCCUACCCUACCCUUCGAGGCGCCGUUGCAGAAGCGGCAUUUAUGACUGGAUUGGAGCGAAAUUGUGAUGUUGUCUUUGCUAGUGCUUACGCGCCAUCAUUACAGCACAUUAGGAACUAUCAAUGGACGCCGGACAUCUUGACAUAUGAUUCAAGCCGCGUCGUCAAGUCUACCUCUUACUACGUGCAACAAAUGUUUAGUGUCAACCGAGGAACACAUGUUCUAGAGACCUUCCCUGUGUCAACCAUCGAAACGGAACCCUUAUUCUGGGUGGCGAGCUACAACAAUAAAACCGAGGUUGUCUUCUUGAAGGUUGCAAAUGUGGGGACCACCGACUUGGUGGCUGACAUCUACUUGGAUUUCUCCUUCACGGGAUUCGGUACCGCGAUUUCCAUCAGUACUCCCACUCUAAGUCCGAUUAGUGGACAAUUCGAUGUGGCGAAUACCCUCGAGAAGCCUGACCUUAUUAUACCCGUUGCUUCCAGCUUCGCCAUACCCGAGCUGGGGAGAUUUAACUAUACCUUCCCAGCUAUGAGCGUGACUGUUGUCUCUCUUCAAGUAUCCGAUGGACUUUGAUCGAAAGUCGUUCGUGAAGAAUCAUGCAUUCAUGAUCGAAUGAUCAAAGAAGUUUCAUUUCAUUCGAUGGGGCGGAUGACGUAUGUACUAUAUAACAAUAUGUAACCUGUAAGAACGGGUCCGGAAGCCAGUUCCGAUAUCCACCUGUUGCACAGUGGAUGUACACACGAGGCGUUCUAAUCAUAAUUCAAUUGGUUCAA
Molecule: messenger RNA, 2592 nt
Organism: Guyanagaster necrorhizus
Lineage: Eukaryota; Fungi; Basidiomycota; Agaricomycetes; Agaricales; Physalacriaceae
Product: glycoside hydrolase
Exons: 20
Coding region: 380-2392 (670 amino acids)
Biological process (GO): L-arabinose metabolic process
Molecular function (GO): alpha-L-arabinofuranosidase activity
Source: RefSeq, a predicted model, not a curated record